ACGGGGAUGGAUACGGGGGUGUGGAAGGCAGAUGCUCAGGAAAAGGAGGAUUCUGUUAAAAGCCCAGACUACAUAGAAAGACUGGCACGAAAAUACAUGCAGAAGUGCACAGUGGAAUCAAGCACAGAGUCUGAGUCUGAAUCCAGGGCAGAGGUUGUGCCUAGCCCACUUGCUGGACGACCCAAGAAAGCAAAGGAAUCCAGGGGACUACAAUUUUUAGAUCCUUAUGAUGGUGAUUCAGAAGAUGCCUCUGUUCACACUGACUGUGGUAUAAAAUAUGCACCAUGGACAAACAGUGCCUCAAAAGCAAUGCCUCUGGAGGAUGCUGAUACUUCAGAAGACGAAGAAUCCUUCCAUAACCCUCCAAAUGUCGGUGAAAUUCAGGCAGUAAAUGGCUGCAGCGCAGACCUGGAGCUUGCCGGCCUCCAGAGGGAUCCCUCGCAGCCUCCAGCCACAGAAGCAUUUAUCCCCACGGGACUGACACCUGACCACGCCUUACUGAUGGCUGUUAACCCUUCAGUCCCCGCAGAGCUCCCUGCAAUCCAGGCUGACACUGCUCCACAGCCCCUGCUCACAGCUCGCUGGGAUGGCUCAAUGGCACAGCAGCCCGUAAUUAAAAGAAAACAAGGGACUCCUGUCCCAGAGGCUGCUAGUGAAAAACUAAAGAGAAAGAAAUUCCGUGCAACUUAAUCUAAGGGAUGAAUAAAUCAUUGGAAAAACUGUUCUGAAGGAUCAUUCCUGGUAGAGAUUUCUUUUGUAGAGUGUACCUGAACUAAAGAGGUUAUAAAUGCACUGCACUGUA
Ficedula albicollis (Collared flycatcher) is the source of this 802-nucleotide messenger RNA. RefSeq lists its product as uncharacterized. Bases 7 to 690 code for a protein of 227 amino acids. The transcript has 5 exons. The record is from RefSeq and is a predicted model, not a curated record. NCBI's taxonomy places the organism in Eukaryota, Metazoa, Chordata, Aves, Passeriformes, Muscicapidae.